Tachysurus vachellii is the source of this 1643-nucleotide messenger RNA. Its product is annotated as protein phosphatase 1 regulatory subunit 3C-B-like. The record is from RefSeq and is a predicted model, not a curated record. The transcript has 2 exons. Gene Ontology annotation, molecular function: glycogen binding; protein phosphatase 1 binding. The coding region runs from base 144 to 1007 and encodes 287 amino acids. NCBI's taxonomy places the organism in Eukaryota, Metazoa, Chordata, Actinopteri, Siluriformes, Bagridae. Gene Ontology annotation, biological process: regulation of glycogen biosynthetic process. Gene Ontology annotation, cellular component: protein phosphatase type 1 complex.
ACAGUUUCAGAUACAAAGCAGCAUGCUGUAGGGAUUGUGUGGUAGCAUUUUGUAAGACUUAAAGGAUUAAGAAACAGUCAAAUUCAGAAGACCUUGUUGUGACUGAAUCUAAAUUGCUGGUCAACAACAAAGGCUUUGGAGUCAUGCCGGUGGACCUGGCCAUGCACAUGAACCUGAAUCGCUAUCAACUUUUGGGAUUGUCCAGGCUUAGAUCCCACCAUGCUGUUUCUAGGCCUAGCAUGUGUGAUUCUCAGCGACCCCAAGCUCCUACAUCCCCCCAGAUUCCUGCCUCUCCAGUUAGUGUCCUAAACACUAUGAGCCCUUGUGGGAUACUGAAGAAGAAAAAACGAGUGGUAUUCGCAGACACUAAAGGACUGGCCCUUACUGCGGUGCGGAUCUUCAAGUCAGAUCCCCCAUUCUCUGACAUGGAGGAGCUUUCUCUUCCUGUCAAAAUGCAAACUGAAUCAUCUGUCCAAAGAAAGCAGCUGUGUCUCCGCUUGGGGUUCCCUCAGCCUUCUGCUGAUUUACCAUCAUACUUUGAAGGACUGGCAAAAUCACUGGUGCGUCUGGAGAGCUGUACCUUGACCUAUGGAUCGCUACUCGGAAAGGUGAGAGUCUGCAAUAUCAGUCCCAAGAAAGCUGUGCAUGUUCGCAUCACGUACAACUCGUGGAGGAGCCACCAGGACAUCCCGUGUACCCCGGUCCAUGAGAAGAACGAGAGCUCCGAGACAGAACUGUUUGUCUUCAACAUCCCUGUUCCUUUCUGUCCUAAUAUUCAGGAUCGUUUGGAGUUCUGUGUGUCCUUCCGUCCUGGAUCUGGCAGCAUGAUUCUGUGGGACAGCAAUGGUGGACAAAACUAUCGAAUCCUUGUGGAGAAUGUGAACUCAGAAGAAGCACACAUGGUUGAGAAAAUACCAUUGAGAUCCCAUAACUUUCAAAAUCUCCAAUCAUCACCCCAUAAGACAGGUCCAGCUUUGAAUAAAUCUUUGCUCACACGUUUCCUCUGAGAAAGGGGGAGGGAAUUUGUUUGACCUGUUAUCUCAUCUAAAAUAAUAGUCAGCAUGAAUUUAGGGAAAGAUAACUCUAUCAGGAGAGACAGAAAGAGGCGUACAGUAUGUAUGUUCUGAGAGCAAGUGAGCAGAAAACUAUAACAUCCAGUUCAAACUGGUAAAAUAAAAUAACCAGUCAGUGUUCGUACCUUCUAUUCAUCCGUGUUUGAUGAAUUUUGCUUAAAUAGGUGUCAAGAGGGAGUUUGACAGCCAGACAGCCAGACACCCAAGUCUGUGCUAGAUCUCUCCGCUCCAGUGGACUUGUGUGAGUUAGUGGCAUGUCAGUGAUCAGAUAGUGAUACAGAUAGUGAUACAGAUAGUGAUACAGAUAGUGAUAAUCUGUCUUGAUCACAGCACACCUGUAUAUCAGAUAUCGGAUUUGAUCAUAAGCAUCAGCACUUUAACAAGCUCAGCCUGUUUCAAGCUGUGAAGGUCUUUCACUUCCUGUGAAGUAGUUGCAGUGAACAUGAUAUGCUGUGAGAAUGACUCAUGUAACAUAUAUGUAGCAUAAUGAAGGUUUGAAUGUUUUAUAUGUAUAUUCGUUGAUGUUUGUUAAUUGUUCAUAUUCAGAAUAAACUUCUGAUACAAACAUGA